Molecule: messenger RNA, 9261 nt
Organism: Pecten maximus
Lineage: Eukaryota; Metazoa; Mollusca; Bivalvia; Pectinida; Pectinidae
Product: misshapen-like kinase 1
Exons: 34
Coding region: 226-3591 (1121 amino acids)
Biological process (GO): protein phosphorylation
Molecular function (GO): MAP kinase kinase kinase kinase activity; ATP binding
Source: RefSeq, a predicted model, not a curated record
UCUGUCACGAUACUUAACAUUGUAAAUAUAGGUGUUAAGAUUGGCAUUUCGAGGCAGGAUUCUUGCUUCAUAUCGGAGUAUGGUUCAUGUGUCGGCAGACGACCUGAUAGAAUGACUUUUUGAGAAAAUAUCUGGACAAAAUCGGCCGUAAAAUACCGCUCGGUGACUGCUUUUCCGAGCCGAGAUAUCAAGAGGAAGCGGUGUAUUUUCGAAUGAAGAUCAAAUAUGGCGGCCACACAGUCUGUGAACGUCAGUUUGGACGAUAUAGAUCUCUCAAGUUUACGGGAUCCAGCUGGGAUAUUUGACCUGAUAGAGGUCGUCGGAAAUGGCACCUACGGACAGGUGUAUAAGGGUCGCCAUACCAAGACAGGACAGUUGGCUGCCAUCAAAGUAAUGAACGUCACAGAGGAUGAAGAAGAGGAAAUCAAAUUGGAAAUAAAUGUUUUGAAAAAAUUCUCAAAUCACAGAAAUAUUGCUACUUACUAUGGUGCUUUUAUAAAGAAGAGCCCUCCCGGGAAAGACGACCAGCUAUGGCUGGUUAUGGAGUUCUGUGGAGCCGGUUCUGUCACAGAUCUAGUCAAAGCCACGAAGGGGAACUCAUUGAAGGAGGAGUGGAUCGCCUACAUUGCCAGAGAAAUCCUUCGGGGACUUGCUCAUUUACACGGAAACAAGGUCAUACACAGAGAUAUCAAGGGUCAGAAUGUUCUACUGACGGACAACGCCGAAGUCAAGCUUGUUGACUUCGGUGUGAGCGCCCAGCUCGAUAAAACAAUUGGUAGAAGAAAUACAUUUAUAGGGACGCCAUAUUGGAUGGCUCCUGAAGUUAUAGCCUGUGAUGAAAAUCCUGAUGCGACAUAUGACAACAGGAGUGACCUCUGGUCAUUAGGAAUUACAUCUAUUGAAUGUGCGGAGGGAAAACCACCUCUUUGUGAUAUGCACCCUAUGAGGGCCUUGUUUCUCAUACCACGCAAUCAACCUCCACGAUUAAAGUCCUCUAAAUGGUCCUCCAGAUUUUCAAACUUUGUAGAGACUUGUCUAAUGAAAGAUUACACACAGAGACCCAACACAGAACAACUGUUAAAACACACAUUUAUUAAAGACCAGCCGACAGAACGACAGGUCCGAAUACAGCUCAAAGACCACAUUGACCGACACAAGAAGAACAAACGACUCGACGAUCACGAUACAGAAUAUGAAUAUGAAGGCAGUGACAAUGAAGAAGAGGAGGAUAACGCCAUGCCAGGAGAACCAAGUUCUAUAUUACAAAUACCUGGCGAGUCUACAUUAAAACGCAACUUCCAGCUUAUCCAACAACGAGAAGGCCGCCAGCCUAAUGCACGACCCCCGCCUCAGCAACAAGCAAAACAGCACAAGGAUCAUCGUCAUGGUCAAGGUCAAGGUCAUCACCAUCAUCAAGGUCAUCAUCAUCAAGGUCACCAUGGCCAUCCCCAGCAACAGAAUCGUGGAGCCCCACACUCGGGUCAACACCGGCCUCCAUCUUCCCAUCAUGCUUGGCCAGUAUCCAGUCACUUCCAGGCACAGCCAAUCCCUGUCGUUCAGCAAAUGCCUAAACAAGUCCCCAAACAGUCCCAGUAUAUAGAAGAGGAGGAUGAGGAUGAUGAUGAUGAAAAUGAUGAUGAUGAAGUAGUUCAAGAUAAUCGGCCGCAAAGUUCCAAACAUCCCCAUAUUCCCGGGGACUCGCGGAAUCCAGGAUUUCGAGGUCCUGUUCAAAAACCAGAGUUGGCAUGGCAACAGUGUUUGGAUCUGGAUGCCCUGGCAGCUCAGCUAAACGAGUUAGGUGGGGCAGAAGAGAGGCGUGCCCAGAAGGUGAUUGUAGUGGAUGAUGAUGACGAUGAAGAGGAAGAGGAAGAGGAUAACACCGUCAACAGAGAUGGUACAUUACUGGCAUCGGAGCCGGCCAGACCUAUGCCCAGCGGUGGAUUUAAUCAAGACACACUGGAAACUCUACAGUCAAUGGUGGUUCAUGAUGAUGUCCCGGACCCCAUUGUGGGAAACCGACACGGACGACAGACAGAAGUGAAGAGGGAGAGAGACGAAGACGACGACAAUACUCUGAUGGUGCGACGGAACAAAAAUGAAAAUGCCAUGCAAGAAGGCGAUCGACGAGAUCCCCGGCGGGCGGAACUACAGAGGACGGGGUCUGGUAACAAGGUACCGGUAGGCAAGACGGCUUCGAACUCGUCCGCUCCUGGUGCACUCGGAGCAAUCCAGUCUCCCCGUCACAGUGCUAGUAGCGGUGUUCUACCAGACUUACUCCCUCCCCACACGCCGCCACAGUCACGAUCCCCGCCCACACCCCAACGGCCGCAGGACAAAACCACGUCAGACGAGGUACAACCAAAAACUCCAUAUCGACAAGCUGUUAGUAGUGCGGUCACCCCAUCGAUGAGACACCAGAGGUCAUUUUCAGCAUUUGGUUUUGGAGCGGAGGGAUCAACGAUUGGUUCCAUAUCUCAGCAGUCACGGAGAGGCUCUCAAAUCAAUGUCAACGUGACCCCGUCACAAACCACGACGGAGGCCAUCGGGGACACUCCGGAAAUUAGGAAAUACAAGAAAAAGUUCAACUCGGACAUUUUGUGUGCAGCAUUAUGGGGGGUGAAUCUGCUGAUAGGAACUGAGAGUGGUUUGAUGUUACUGGACCGAAGUGGUCAGGGAAAAGUAUACACGUUGAUUUCCCGGCGCCGUUUCCAGCAGAUGGAAGUUUUGGAGGGACAGAACAUUCUAGUAACAAUCUCCGGCAAAAAGAACAAGAUACGAGUGUUUUACCUGAACUGGUUAAAAAACAAAAUCUUCAAGACGGAAGGCGUAAGUGUUAACGACAAGAGGAGUGGUUUUGUCAAUGUUGGCGAUCUAGAAGGCUGUGUCCACUUCAAAAUAGUGAAAUAUGAGAAAAUCAAGUUCCUUGUCAUAGCCCUACAAGAGAGCAUAGAAAUCUACGCCUGGGCCCCCAAACCCUACCACAAAUUUAUGGCUUUUAAGUCUUUCAGUGAUCUAGUCCACAGACCCCUACUGGUGGAUCUGACAGUCGAGGAAGGUCAGAGGUUAAAGGUCCUCUAUGGGUCAAAUUCCGGGUUCCAUGCCAUCGACGUUGAUACCACUUCCUCUUUUGAUCUUUACAUUCCUUCCCACUUUUGCCAUAACAAUGACGGCACACCACAAACGGGAAUAACGUUCUACUUGAGUCAGACCCAGGGUCCUAUCACACCACAUACAAUAGUUGUACUACCUAAUACCAAUGGCAUGCUACUCCUUCUGUGUUAUAACAAUGAAGGAGUUUAUGUGGACUCAAAUGGUCGUGUCACAAAAAACGUAGUUCUGCAGUGGGGAGAACUUCCGACAUCUGUAGCUUACAUAAGUACAGGACAAGUGAUGGGCUGGGGAAACAAAGCCAUAGAAAUCCGCGCGGCUGAGACGGGACACCUCGACGGAGUGUUUAUGCAUAAGAAAGCUCAGAAGCUCAAAUUCUUGUGUGAGAGAAAUGACAAGGUAUUUUUCUCGUCAGUGAGGUCGGGGUCUUGCUGCCAAAUCUACUUUAUGACAUUAAGUAAGCCUGGCCUUGCGAACUGGUGACGACAACACAGACUUUAUCUCAGGGUCGAUCCGUAAAUUCUCAUCUGCAGCUUUUAAAAGAAUAACAUCACCACUUUUUACCAUUGACACAACUCCAGUAUUCUAUUUAGGCAGAAAAUACAUGUACAUCUUUCCAAGUGUAACAGAAGCUGAAAAAAAAUAAUGGUUGUCAUGGAAACUGCCUGCUGUUUUGUAGAGAUGGGACAACGUUUACAUGGGAACCACAUGACGACUGGUUGUCAUAGAUACAGAUGUGGUUGCCAUGGACACUAUGGUUGAGUGAUUGAGGUUGUAACAGAGGAAAAUGUGAAGAUGGUUGAAGACUUAAAAGCUAUUUUUCACGAAAAAAUUGUAAAUAAUUAAGUGUUGAUCUAUUGUACAGCUUUCGAUUUCGCUGUUGCCAUGACGACAGACAAUAAAUGAAAGACUAUUACAUCAUUUGGUGUUGUCAUGGCAACAGAGGGUGUGCAAUAUGCUUGGAAACGCUCCACGAUUAUGUAAAUCUGCAUGGCUUGCCUAUACAAGGAGGAGUCUACAUUUCAGUACCCCGGGUAUGCAUGACUGACAGUCAAAACGGGGCAAAAUUGUGGAUAAAAUUUUAAUGUGUUCACAUAAAAAAUUCUACACAGAUGGUGGACCUGUUUCGUCUCCUUUAACAGAUUGCCUACUCAAUCACCAUGCUGCUCAUAAUAUACUCCACGUACGGUGUUGUACAAGUCUCUGAGUGUGGCCUGACCAGCCUGGAUUUCGCUGGUCGUAUCAUGUAGUUUUAAAACAAAUGGCUGCGUCUAGUAUUACAGAAAAUAAGAUGAUUGAAGCUUCACUCAUUUCUAAUACAAAUUCCUUAAGGAUCUGCAAGGCGAGCUCUUCUGAAACAUUUCUCAUGAUGUCGACUGUCAGAGUAGAUAAACCGUUCUUCAAGCUGUUUUGAGACCUGAUGUUUUCUGCUCCAAAUGCCAAACAGGCUAUUCAUUUUACUGUGGAAUGGUACACGGAGUGUGGUGUUGCUAAGCGGGAGCCCGACACAAGACCUGCAAGGACAACUUCAAAAUGUUUAGUGCUGGGCAAAUAUGUCUUAUCGGCUCAAAAAGAUCUAACACAGUUCAAAACCUCCUUGUUCUCAACAAACCUGUCUGCGCCGAUAUCUCGGCGCAGGAGUAGACUUAAUUGUCAGAGUAGACGACUUAACGGCCGAUGAGUCGAUCAUUGUUAUACCAGAUUCCUUGAUUAGCUUGCGAACCUGGCCGUUUAUUUAAGUUAUUAGAAGACGUUUUAUGUGUGUUUUUUGGUAUAGUGCAAAAAUUUUGUGAAAUACCCUUUCAUGUGAACCAGAAAGUCCUAGAUAUCAAAUUAUAUGCUGUUUUUUUUUUUCUUCUAUCAUUAUGAUGACUAUUGAUAUUUUAUUUUUAUUUACAUUUCUAUUGUCUGUUAAGAAAAUGUUUGCAACUUUGAAACCUAUCACCUUGAUAAGUAAAUAUUAAUUGUAAGGAAGAAAAAGAAGUAAAUUCUUCACUCUACAAAACUGCCCCAGACUACUAGACAAUCACGAAAUGACAGUUAUAGAAAAUGAUAUAAAAUAUUAUGUUAGGGCUCUUAUAGCAAAUGUUAAAAUCAGACUUAAAAAAAAAAUUCAAACCUUUUCUAGAAAUGUAACUAAAAUGAUGCAAAGCAUUCAAUCUGUUAAUUUAUUGAUUAAAUUUGCUUUUAUUUUUGUGAAAUCUCACUUACUUCCAAACAGGCUUGAUGCUAAGAACUGUUUGCAGUAAAUUUAAAUUAAAAUGUUAAAGGAGUAGAGAAUUUUUUAAAUUUAAAUGUUUAAGGAGUAGAGAAUAAUUUUGAUUUAAAUAUUUGAAGAUAAAAUAAUUAUAUAUUUAAGGAGUAGAGAAAACUGACUUUUCUUAACUGUUUUUAAAAAAAUUCUCCGACUUUUUAUAAAGAGAUAAAUUUGAACCACAUUCAGUUAUUUAUUGAGAUGUUCAGUUAUUUUUAUUUACUUUUUCAUUCUUCUCCCAUAUUUCCAUAGAAUGUUAACUUGUUAACCAAAUGCAAGUUCAUAGAAUAAUUGAUGUAAAAAAUGUGUGGUAUUUCUGCUUGUCAAGAUAUAUAUGUAGAGUGUCCAACAUACAAAACCAGGUUCAUGCUUUAUUGCGUCAUACAAAUCAUCGCAGACUAAAUAUUUUAAACAUUCCGCACAGUUUUCUGCAUUCAGGAGCCAAUUACUUUGAAACCCAUACAAUAUUCUCUGCAUUGAAUACUCAUGGCGAAAAAUCUUUGAGGAUAGAAAUGAUACAGAAAAUGUAUGCUUUUCAAAAUGUAUAUAAAAGUCUCCUAAAAUCUGUCAUUGCGGCAAGUAGACCACUUUUGGAUGCUUCAGAGCUGAUUCCUGUAAUAGCUAUGCAAAUCUCUGGCAUAUACUGCCUUUCUAACAUUCUAUGACAAAUCUUUGACUUCUGGAGUCAACUCUCGAUGAUAAAAAUGAUGUACAAAAGGGAAAUAACUUCAAUUACUAGGCAACAAGAGAUCUUCACCGAGGGAAAGUGUGUCGGAGAAAUCAAAGUUAUGAGAUACCUUCAUCAUUAUAUUUUGUUAACAUUCAUUUUACAAAUUUGUUUUUGGUCGACAUUCGUAGUAUCGAUUGUAGUGGUAUUCGGUUUCUGACUAUUAUCAAAACCAAGAGAUUAUUGAUAGAUAGUAAAAGUGUGUUUGGAUAAACAUGAGGACAUGCAUAAUUUAUAUAUAAGUAUUUUCAAACACAUAUUAUUAAGUUACAUCGUCAUACUUUCGUAUGGUAACUUGGUUACUCAGUAGAAAUGAUAUUCUACCUGGCUAAAAUUAACCUUGAUUUGAUCUGCUGAUACCGAUGAAACAGUCCUUAGACAGUAAACAGGCAUUAAUUGUUUGGCUAGAAUACUCAGCUGUAGAUAAACUUAGUCUAGAUGGAUAAUAUAAAGCUAUAGAAUACAUUGUUACAUACAUGUAUAUCUGGUUCCAACUGCCAGUGUUUGUGACAAAAUCACUUUCUUAUUAUUGAUGUAGAUAUUUAUUAUUAUUUCUUAUGCAAUCAGCCUAACUGCUUUUAUUUGUUGUAGUUUUCUUCCGUUAAUUUCGAGAAAAUCUGUAAUAUAUACUUAACGCUGCAUAUGCACACAUCUGUGCUUACCUUUUGCCUGAACAGAUUGACGAUAGUCAGACCAUUGAUAGUUGAGGGGAGGUAACCCUGGUUAUGAGAAUGAAAUGUGGGCAUUUUCAUAUAAAAUUUGAAGAGAGAAGAAUUUUAAGUACUGUGUGCCAAAAAAACAUUUAAUGUGAUUUUAUGAUUUUCCUUUGUUAAGUUGAUGUUAAAAUGUCCUCGUGUCUUCGUGGCGGCAAAUAGAUUCUAGAUAUUACUACUGAUGUUGUCAGUAGGCAUCAGCCGUUCCUCUAGAGAUAUAGAUUUAAAUAGUAAUCCCCUACUUCCUAAUUAGGUCUGGUGAAUGGAAGGACUUGAACUUGUGGGUGUCUGAAAAGUAUCUGCAUGCUUGUUUUGAGCAUUAUGAAUACACAUCUUGUUGUUUUCAUUUCAGCUCAAUUUGAAUUCGCUUUUUGCUUGAUUGAUGUAAAACAUUGUUUUAAUUAAUGACUUUGUAUUUCUUGACAUUUCCAUGAUCUCGUGUUCAUUUUUCAGUUUUGUAUUUAAUCCGAUGUUUUCGCUUUGAAUGAUUUCAGUAUCCUGAAGUAACCAUGGGGGUGUAGAAUUUGUAUGUACCGGUUAACGCUAAACAAAAAAAUUAUAUAUAUAUCAUUCAUAUUUGAACUUGGUGUGAAAUAUUCAAGAAAUUUGCAAAUUUUAUGUUUCAUUCUAUUUUGUCUGAUAUCAAAAUUCAGAACCAAGAAAUGAAUACUAAAUAUAUAUGGAUAGUCUUUGUGAUUUCCCCCUGGAAGUUGGUUUGAAGUCUAGUUUUAAAUCAGGGUAAAAAAAAAAUCAGAUUAUUUUGAUAUUUUAGAUUCACAAAUAGCUUUCAAUAAUCAAUAUUAUAAUUUAAAUUGCAGUUAUUUAUUGAUUAAGAUGGGAUUUUUUUAUAGCUAGAAGGAAAAUGAUUUUUAUGAUUUGAAAAAUACUCAUUUAUGUAUAGAGUUUAAUGAUGUGGAGAGAGGAAGGUUGAAUCCCACCGUUUGUUAAUGAUUUAUUUUACUGUCGGAUUUUAUUGUUUACCUUGUAAUACAAAAUAUCAUGAUUCGAGGUUUUAACAAUUUUGGGUCACAUAACAUUAUUAUUUGUGGAAAAAAUGAAACUUUUCACCUGAUAUAUGCACGUCAAAGUGACAACUUCGAGUGAUUUUGUCCCGAUUUAGGUUUUAAGUGAAACAGAGAAGUGUAUUUAAUCACUCCGCUAGUGUUAUCCAUGAGAAAAGUUUUCUAAGCUUGGUUGAUUUUUCCCCUUCAAGGGACAAAGCUCAUAACUUCAUACACAUAUUUUUAAUUUUUUUUUUUUUAAUUUGAAGAAGUCAGAUCUGAAAAUAGUUUUUAUUUAUCGUACAGUUUGUAAUCAAUUAAAAAUUAAUUUUGAUGGAAUAAUCUAAAAGCUGUUAUCUGAAGUGAUGAAGUUCAUGUUUUACUUACCUGCUAGAAGUUUACUAGAAGCAUCGACUUUGUCUCACUCAUAUCCUUUGAGCCAAUGCACGCAGACUUUUUUAUUACUGGUGUAUGCAUCAUUGAUCUUGUAUUUUACGAUAGAAUGUACAAGAUCUAACUUAGCCCGAUAACAUAUUUGAUUUGAUAUGGUAGUAAUAAAUUUUCCUAGAAUAAAAUUCCUCUGAUUGGGUUUUAGUAAUCUUGAAUUAAGCUUAUUCUUCACUUCAUACUAUGAAAAAUGAAAAGUUUUAUCAUCAGCAUAAAAUUCCUGAGGCUUUCGGUGUUUGCCGUUUUCAUGCAUUCAAUUUGUUUCUUUUCCAGCAUUACCAAAUUAUUUUGGAAAUAUUUGAUAGAUUUAUAAAAAAAGAUUUUCUAUUUGAAUUUAGAUACUAAAGCUGUGAUAUUUUUUAAAUGAAAUGACAAGCAAGUUUAAUGUACCAGUAUCAGACUUCUGGUGGGGUCGUCGGGUCAAAAUUAUUAUUUUUUUUUUUAUAUCAUUUAUAGAAAAUAAUUAAAUCUAGAUCAAAUGAACAAGAUGUUCUUUUCCAAUACCACAAUAAAAGUCAACAUUUAAAAUAGUCUUGUAACUGAUCGGAACUCUGUGAAAACCUGGGAAAUCAAUAGGAGCGAAGUAAUUGUAGUUUACGACAGAUGUAGCGUUAGACGUUGGAUCUUAAUAUGUAUGUUAUCCAAGUUACCAAUCGUGUUUUAUAAAUAACAGUUCGUUGUAUUUGUAAUUGUACAGAGUGUCGAAUUGAGAUUCGACAGCAGGAGGAUUCUGUAUACAAACGCCAAUGCAAACUAGUUCUGUACUUCCGUAUUUGGUCGGAAGAUGUGUAUUCCACAGUGUAAGAUACAGCGAUGUAAGCAUGGACUAUUACUAGUGUACAAACAUUUUAUAUUUUUAGGAUAAUGUCUGAAACCCUAUUUGUUUGUGUACGACAUGGUCUGUCUUUUCUGUUCGUGCCAUGUCUGUGAACGUCUUAUAAGCUCAUGCUUAAUCCAAGUGCAAUUUUUCUAAAUAAAACUGAGAGAAGAACACCUUCUAUCAUGCAUUGA